ACUCAUAUUUUUUUAGACAGACAUCAGCAGUUUUCACUUCUCCAUCAAGGCGGCUCACUUCCUUAGAGAGCGACAGACUGAUAAUUCAGAAGAGGACAGCAGGAGCGUGUCGCACAGCUGUGUUUUAUUUCUCUGUAAAGCAGCACCUAUCACAGCAGCUGCUUGGGAGUAUGUGAUGCCAGUCUUAUCAGACAGAGAGUCUGGCUCCAGACUGAGAGUCAUCUGGUCUGCCCAUCCAAGAUGACAUGAAAUGGCCUCAUUGGAGAAGGAUACACUGUACAGAUGGGUUUUCUGCCAUGAAACCAUCCAGGAUUCCUCUGACCAGUGACAAACCAAAGGAAUUGGCAGCACGGUCCAAGAGCAUGGUGCUUGGUGAGUUGUCCCGGGUCUCCAGGCCCUGCUCUCCUCUGGAUCAGGAGAAAGCACUGAAGGCAGGCUGGCUUAAGAGACAGCGGAGUAUCAUGAAAAACUGGCAGCUGCGUUGGUUUGUCCUGAGGACUGAAGCUCUGUAUUUCUACAAGGACCAGGAUGAAACCAAGGCACAGGGUUGUAUUCCUCUUCAGGGCAGUCAGGUCAAUGAGCUGCCUGCCAAUCAGGAUGAGCCUGGCCGCCACCCCUUUGAAAUUAUUCCAGGGGGGACUGGAGAAAAGGAUCGGACAGGUAUAAGCCAUGAAUCUUUCCUGUUGAUGGCCAGCUCUCAAAGUGACAUGGAGGAAUGGGUCAGAGCCAUACGUAGAGUAAUAUGGGCUCCACUCGGAGGAGGUGUCUUUGGGCAGCACCUAGAGGAGACAAUGUUGUACGAGACCCAGUGUGGCCCUCAGCGAGUGGUCCCUGUGCUGGUCGAACAGUGUGUAUGUUUCAUACGUGAACAUGGGCUCAAGGAGGAGGGCCUUUUCCGGGCCCCUGGGCAGACCAAUCAUGUCCGUGAGCUGCAGGAUGCGUUUGACCGUGGCGAGAAGCCAGUGUUUGACAGUACCACAGAUGUCCACACAGUGGCAUCACUGCUAAAGCUGUACAUACGGGAGCUACCGGAGCCUAUAAUCCCAUUCUCCAAAUACACACAGUUUCUCUCUUGUGCUCAGCUUCUUACCAAGGAUAAAGCAAUGGGUAUCACAGAGCUAGGCAAACAGGUAAAAUCCCUUCCACAGGUCAACUACAACCUCCUUAAAUACAUCUGCAAGUUUCUGGACGAGGUUCAAUUUCACUCCAAUGAGAAUAAGAUGAGUGUUCAGAAUCUGGCCACUGUGUUUGGACCCAAUAUCCUUCGGCCCAGAGUGGAGGAUCCAGUUACUAUGAUGGAGGGAAGUUCACAGGUGCAGUAUCUGAUGACUGUACUGAUCAGUGAACACGCCAAACUUUACCAACAGGAGGAGCUGAAAACUGAGACAGAGAUUCCCCCACAGCAACAGCAGAGUCCUAUCAAACGUAGCAAAGUGGAAUGGCUCUCACAAGAAGACACUGACCCCCAACCCUCCUCAGGCACAUGUUCCAAAACCCUUAAAGAGAAAUCCCAAUCUUCCACCCCUUCUACAGAGAGUAAGCCGACUGCACCGAGCCCCAUUACAACAUCUGAGAAGGGUGAGGAUGGUCAGAUUGAAGAGAAGGGCAAAAGCAAGAUAGAGGAGAAAGUGGACAGAAAAGCAGAUAACAAAACUGAAGGGAAAGGUGAAAGUGAAGUAGCUAUUAGCCCAAGUAAACAGUCUAAAGCCCUGCCCUCCUGGAGGUGCUCCUUCAAAGGCAGUGCAGCAUCUGGUGGCACGAGGGGGAAAAUAGGGGGGUCGGCAGGGGAUGUGUCAGCAGCUGGUGGGAGCAACUGGCUGAUGAAUGGCCUGUCGUCCCUCCGAGCUCACAGGCGCACCACCUCAUCAGGUGAAAGACUUAAAGACUCUACUCUGUCUCUGAAGGAUUCUACACUUUCCCUUAAAGAGACCACUCUUUCACUUAAGGACUCACAGAGAGACUCUGAGGAGGACUCCCCUCAAACAGCCCUUUCUCACAGAGCCCUCCACCAAUCCCACAGGCUGUCUACCUAUGACAAUGUUGCCCCCUCCAGUCUGAGCCUGCCUGCUGACACCUCGUCCAUGUGGACGUCAUUUGAGAUCUCAUUGACGGAGCCAGAGGGAGGUGAUAAGUCAAUAAAAUUAGGGCAAAGUCAGGAGAGACCCACAGAAGUGGGGGACAGUACAAAUACCCUUGAUCAUGGUGCAAGCGGCACUGAGGAGGAUCUCCCAGGAACAAAUGAAGGUCUCGCCAACAUGCUGACCCAGGUCAAGCAGGAGCUAAAGAAACAGAGGACAAGCUAUGAAACCUGCAUUCGCAAGUUGGAGGAGUCCUGUUCCAAAUACCAGUCCCAAGUAAACUGCCUUGAGGAGGAGCUGGACCAAGAGAAGAAGAAGUGCCACAUGUUAGAGAUCCGACUUAGGAACUCGGAGAGGGCUCAUCAAGACGCAGAGAACCGCAACGUUCUCCUCCAGCAAGAGAUGGAGGAGUUCUUCAAAACCCUGGGAGAUCUGACCACAGGAGCAACACGGACCAACUAGAUCAGGCCAACCUGCCUUCAUCUGGUCCAUCAGAGGAGGAGGAGCUCAGUUACUGGGAAGACCAGCCAGCCCCAAAGCUUUGAAGACCAAAUACCUCUAGUGCAGUACUACUUGCCAUCGCGUCCUCUUUAGUACAGCCGUCUUGUGCCUACACUGAACAGUGCCGGUGCCAAACAAGAACUCCUCUGGACCAAGCACCUCUCAUUUUACCAUUCCACAAAAUUCCUUCUAGCUGUUUACACCAUAGGUUAUUUAGCUGCUUAUUUAUUGUGAUUAUAUUCCUCUGUAAGAGAGCAGAAAAAGCCUUAUAUAUGAGGUACAGGCUUUCCAUACACAACCUCUUCAUUUCCGCUUAGAACUCAUGUUCUUGAAAGAACUGUUAACUUGACAGUCAAAGAAACAACAAUGUGAGACAUUAAAAUUCAACUCUUUUAUUUGCUGGAGUUGAAAGUAGACAGUUUCCAUUUCUGAUGUAUCUAAUUAGUCUGUUAGUGAGGCAAUUUCAGAUCCAAAGGCUAAAAUUCACACAACUGGCCUUACAUAAACACAUCACAACAGGUUCACUCUUUGCUGUCAAUGUUUGGCCUAAACAUCAGAUGUCUGCAGCAUCAUCCCAGUAGUACUGAAUGGCUUUCCUUUCUUUCCUCUAAAUGUACCUGCACUAAAACCAGAUUUGCUCAGAGAAAACUCAUGCGUAGUCUAUUCUAUCUUUUCUAAUUUUGAGGAGGUGGAGGAGAGGAAAACCAAAAAAAGACGAAGCCACAACAGUUGAGAUGUGGUCCAGAAAGGGUCAGGACAUGCGUCACAAGCUCCAAAGUGCAUUCUGGGAGAUGAUGCUAGGGGUUACUGCCUGGAGUGCCCAACUAUGAAAAGGGCAUAUGGGACAGGUUGGGAAUUUGAGCCAUCAAAUACAUCCAAAGGUUAUCAUGGUAGGUAGCAAAUGCCUGUUUCCUGACUCUCAGAAAACAUACAUCUACAGUAAAAUGUACAGAUCAAUCACUGACUAUACUAAUCUAUGAAUUAUAUUGCACACAAAACAAAAAAAAACAAAAAUGCAUAUAAAUAGUACUUCUGAUCGAAAUGUACAUUACAUACAAUAGACACCUCCCUAGCUUGAAAUAAAUAAAUAAAAUAAAUAAAUAACAAAUAAAGACA
Messenger RNA from Micropterus dolomieu (smallmouth bass), 3695 nucleotides. It is a transcript of the gene arhgap22a, whose product is annotated as Rho GTPase activating protein 22. The record is from RefSeq and is a predicted model, not a curated record. Gene Ontology annotation, biological process: signal transduction; activation of GTPase activity. Lineage: Eukaryota; Metazoa; Chordata; Actinopteri; Centrarchiformes; Centrarchidae. The transcript has 11 exons. Gene Ontology annotation, cellular component: focal adhesion. Bases 246 to 2540 code for a protein of 764 amino acids. Gene Ontology annotation, molecular function: GTPase activator activity.